AGGUAUGAAAUUUCCGCGCCAACUACUUCUCUCCAGCGUCGAAUUCCAACCCUAACAACGACCUCAAUGCAUUUUCUUCUCUGUCUCAUUCUCAAUUCUCUUAUUUUUCUCUGAUCUUUCCUCCUAUCGAUCGGAAAUGGAGGUCGACGAUCGCUUUGUGGAAUUGAAUACCAGGACCUGUGUGGUGUUGGGCGGUCGUGGAUUUCUCGGCCGAUCUCUCGUUCUCCGCCUCUUGAAACUCGCUAAGUGGAAUGUUCGUAUCGCUGAUUCUGCUGAAUCGCUUGAACUCGAUCCCUCUGAGCAGGAUUCUCUCCUCUCUGACGCGCUUGUCGCUGGCCGGGCUUCGUAUUUCCAUGUCGAUGUUCGCAAUAAGGAUCAGAUCGUUGCAGCUCUCAGUGGUUCUUCUGUUGUGUUUUAUAUGGACUAUGAAGAUUCACAUUCAAAUGAUAUUUAUCUCUCAUACAUGUUUAUAGUUCAAGGUGCCAAAAAUGUCAUUAAUGCUUGUCGAGACUGCAAAGUAAGACGGCUAAUAUUCAACAGUUCAGCUGAUGUAAUUUUUGAUGGUUCACGUGAUAUACAAAAUGGAGAGGAACCAUUGGCAUACCCACGGAAAUUUGAGGACAUGUUGAGUGACCUAAAGGCUCAAGCUGAAGCACUCAUCCUGUUUGCCAACGAUAUAGAUGGACUUCUAACAUGUGCACUUCGCCCAAGCAAUGUUUUUGGGCCGGAAGACACACGACUAGUUCCUUUUGUGGUGAAUCAGGCAAAAUCUGGUUUGGCUAAGUUCAUUAUAGGGAAUGGCGAAAACCUGUCUGACUUCACAUUUGUUGAGAAUGUGACCCAUGCCCAUAUCUGUGCAGAGGAAGCACUAGAUUUUCGAAUGGUGUCUGUGGCUGGAAAGGCAUUUUUCAUCACCAAUUUUAAGCCCAUGAAGUUUUGGGAAUUUAUCUCUCUCAUUUUGGGAGGCUUGGGUUACCGAAGGCCAUCCGUAAAACUUCCCUUUAAGAUGGUUUGGAAUGUUCUCUUGUUUUUGAAAUGGAUACAUGAAAAGUUUGGAUUCAGUAGAUAUAAUCAUUCCACUUGGGCUCGUUACAUUCAGCUAGCCACGUGCACUAGAACCUUUAACUGUGUUGCUGCACAUAAACAACUUGGGUACUCUCCUAUAGUCUCCAUGGAAGAAGGCAUCACACUAACCAUUGAAUCAUUUUCACAUUUGCGCAAAGAAUUAUCUCUUGCAAGUCUCACUGAAUUUACCGAAGAAUCAAAAGCCGAUAAGCUGCUGGGUGGUGGAAGAGUUGCCGAUAUAUUGUUAUGGCGAGAAGAGAAGAAGUCAUUCACGUGUUUUCUUGCUUCGUUUCUAUUGUUUUAUUGGUUUUUUCUACGUGGAGGAACUUUUAUAUCAUCGGUAGCUCAGCUUCUGUUGUGUAUCGUUGUCGUCCUUUAUGGAUAUGGCUUCAUACCAACAAACAUAUAUGGGUUUCCUGUCCAGAAAUUAUCUGCGACUAUGUUUGGACCAUCUGAUACAGUAGUCAGAGAUUCAAUCAUGGGCAUAGCAUGCUUGUGGAAUAGAGGUGUACAUAACGCAAGAUCAUUGGCCCGAGGAGAGGAUUGGAAUUAUUUUUUUAAGGCCGUAACAUUUCUUUACGUCCUCAAGCUGUUUCUCUCACGAUCCUUGACUUUGCUGAUAGGCAUGGGACUGGUGUUUGCAUUCACUGCAUUCUUUGUGUAUGAGCAAUACGAAAUCGAGAUUGAUGGAUUUGCUAAGUUCCUUUUCAUCAGCAUCAUGGAAUUAAAGAGUGUACUUGCAAGUCAUUUACCACCUCCAUUGAUGUCAUCUCUCUGGUGUAACAAAUUAUCACAUCAACCUAACGAAGUUGCAAUGUCAAAGCGUUAGAGCAGAAUCCCAGAACGUUGAAGGAUUGGAAGAUUGUUCGAUUGGAUCUCCUUCCAAUCUAUCCGUUAGCUUUCUCAGGUUUCUACCAGAAUAUAUAAAGUCUUUCCCCCCAGGAGAAGCGAAAUGGAGCUAAUCUAUCUUAAUAGAAAACUCGACCCGGGUUCUUAUCUUCUCACAAUAUUUUAUACCAUCUCUGUGCAAUAAAACGUUGAAAUGCGAUGCGUAGUGUAGCAGGUGCAACCGAGAUGUUGAUGAAUAUUUGGGUUGAGUCUGGCUUUUCCCUCCUUUUCUAUCAACAACAUUACUUGUACUAUUGGUAGCCAGCAGCUAGGGCAGUUUUUCAAACGUGGGGCUGCAAUUUCAUUUUCCUUGACACACCGUACAGUCUUGAAGAUGAUACAAAUUCCCUCUCCCCUUGAAUGCAACGCAAUUUCUUAAGCCUUUUACUUUGUGAUUUAAAGUUACUUUGGUUUCUAAAUUUUAAAUUUUGUUC
Messenger RNA from Cucurbita moschata (crookneck pumpkin), 2387 nucleotides. Its product is annotated as 3beta-hydroxysteroid-dehydrogenase/decarboxylase. The coding region runs from base 137 to 1894 and encodes 585 amino acids. Gene Ontology annotation, biological process: steroid biosynthetic process. The record is from RefSeq and is a predicted model, not a curated record. The transcript is spliced from 12 exons. Gene Ontology annotation, molecular function: 3-beta-hydroxy-Delta5-steroid dehydrogenase (NAD+) activity. NCBI's taxonomy places the organism in Eukaryota, Viridiplantae, Streptophyta, Magnoliopsida, Cucurbitales, Cucurbitaceae.